Molecule: messenger RNA, 4380 nt
Organism: Penaeus chinensis
Lineage: Eukaryota; Metazoa; Arthropoda; Malacostraca; Decapoda; Penaeidae
Gene: CycG
Product: cyclin G-like
Exons: 6
Coding region: 521-1681 (386 amino acids)
Biological process (GO): regulation of cyclin-dependent protein serine/threonine kinase activity; mitotic cell cycle phase transition
Cellular component (GO): cyclin-dependent protein kinase holoenzyme complex; nucleus; cytoplasm
Molecular function (GO): cyclin-dependent protein serine/threonine kinase regulator activity
Source: RefSeq, a predicted model, not a curated record
UAGUCUUCGUAGUGGUCCCCCGGUGCCCGCUGUAGGAAGUCGCUCGCUCUCUCGCGACCUCCUUGAGACAUAGUCACUCGCUGGGAAUUGUGGAUUUCGUCCAGCGUGGAGUCAAUAUAUAUAUAUAGGCCUAUAGCGUGUCGGAAGUGGAUUUAAAAAAAAAAAUCUUGUCGAGAUUUUGGAUUUUAAUUAAUAUUGUGUUGCUUGAUUGAUGAAUUACGCUGGAGUGGAGAGAUGCGAGUGGUGUCGUUGCUCGUGACAGCCUUCUAUCGGAUAUUUCCUGUUCAGUUCUGUUGUGACUGAGACUUGGAUGGAGUUCAGUGCCUAAGUUAUAAGUGCUAGUUAAGCGAGAAGGUUUUUUUGUGUCCUCUGCGUGUGAUCCGAACUUAUGUGAUACCGGAGUUGUUUAAGAACUUGAGCGAUGAGUGUGGAGUAUAACUAGUCAUCGGGUUGAGAAGAAAGGUGGUGCAGCUGUGUGGUGUGGGUUGUGUGUAGUGUGAGCUGGUAAUUAGAAGAGACGAUGGCGUGCGCUGCGGCUCCUCCUGCAGCAGAGAAGGGCCAAGACCUGCUGACGCCGUUGCUUGAGGCCUUGACACUCGAGCCUAAGUACCAGCCCGCCUUGGCACUCCCGCACACUGCUAAGCAGGAUGGUGGGGAGAUCAGCAUGAGGAUGCGCAAUGGGUCGGCCCAUGUGCUGCGUUGCUUGAAGGUGUGGUAUGACCUUCCACCCGAUACCUUUUUCAACGCAGUCAACAUCAUGGAUCGUUUCCUCACACGCAUGAAGGCUCAGCCAAAGCAUUUGUCUUGCAUUGCUGUGAGUGCAUUCCAUCUUUCAUGCCAGUUCACCCCUGGUUACAGCCAUCUGAGGGACGUGCCCCAGGUGGUACCGGACACCAGAGACCUCACCACCAUCUCCCAGUGCAAAUGCUCGUCAGGUGAUGUGACCCGCAUGGAGCGCAUCAUCAUGGACAAGCUGGCCACAGACCUGCGCUGCCAGCCACCUGUUACGCCCCUUACGCUGCUCCGUCUCCUGCAUGCUGCUCAUUCCCAUCUGGCUGCCCCACACCUUGCCCAGCCCUCACAUCCCACAUCCCUCACCACCCUUGUGCACAAGCUGGAGAUCGUGGAGUGCGACGCAGCAGCUGCCACAUUCAGACCGUCAGAGCUGGCCCUGGCUCUUCUGGCACUGGAACUGAGGCACGAUGCAGCCAACGAGCAACUUCACAAUGCUUGUAUAGAUCAUCUGCAAAACAUAUGCAAGGUGGCUGACGACAGCUUCAGUAAGUGCCAGAAGGUAGUAGCUGAACUGAUGGAUCAGUAUGAAAACCAGAGACACUCCCCCCACCGACAGCGUCUCGUAUGGAAGCUCUCCAACAGAACUCUUCGACAGCUGAGACCCACCGACAAGUUCACCACUCGGCUGCCCACCAUUGUUGAAAUGCAGGGUCCCUCACAUCCUCCUAUCAUAAGGCCGAGAACGGAUAGCGAGAGCUCGGAGAUGUACAUGUCAUCUUCCGAGGAGGAAAUGGAUUACGAUUACGAUGAAGAGUUCCCCCCACUCCCCACUCCAGCAACCUCAAUGAAAUCUCCUCGGAAAUUGCCCAGCCAGUCGCCCCAUAAGAAGGUCCCCCCUUUUCUUCCUUAUCCUCAAGUUAACCGAAAACAUAACCGCCUUGCAUAAUUGUGUUUUUGCUGUGCAGCGCACCUAGGGCAAGCAAGAAACUACAACCUUUGCCACAUUUAAAAAAAAAAUAAGUAUCGAUGUUUACUACGGAUUUUAUAUAUUAUUUUAAGUUCCUAAGUGUGCAGUUUUGGAUGUUAGUUACAGCAUUUACUAUGUGAAUCUUGGCAUUCUGUUGCAGCAUAGGUCUAUAUCAGUUUUUGGCCGUGUUAGCUGUUCAGAAGACCCCAGCAUCUUUCAGUCUGGUCGUCUUGCUCUGUGUUCUGACUUCCCAAGUUGAAACUGCACAAAGCUUUCUUUUAAGCACCAUGCAACAUUUUUAACUCCAUGAACACUUAACAGUGUUCCUUGCUUUAUAUAUUUUUUUCUUUUGACAAAAAGUUCUUGUUUUCCUCAACUGUGUACUAUUGCUUCUUAGCAUGAUUUUCUUAAACGUAAAUCUUACAUUUUAAGCAAAAAAAAAAUAUAUAUGAAUAAAAACUGGUUACAACUGACCACCGAAAAGUGAUACUUUCAAGGAGUAGCAGUAGCCGAGAAGGUCUUUUAGUUUGUUUCCCUUUUUCCUGGGUGUUUCCUUCCUGUCCAAGGAAGGAUGCACGGAGGAGAAAGCGACUAGCAGGUCGUCUUGCUGUCCUUAUUCAGACAGGCCCGGUAGGGCUCACUUAUUUUUGUCUGUCAUUUAGCUUCAUCUUUGCCAUAGGAAAUUUGUCUUGGUCUUUACAUGAUCUUUAGUGGAAAACUCAUCAUGGAUUACUUAAAAAACAAAAAAAACAUAAAACCUACAAAAACAUUACUUUAUUGGAUGUAUGUAAUAGUGUAUUGUAGCUUUAUUCAGCAUCUUCAAGAAAAAGUACAAAAAAAAUCAUAAAAUUCACAAAACAUACUAACAAGUAGGGUUAUAUUGUAAUAACCUUUCUUUCCAUUUAUUCACACUAAUAAUCUCUUUGGGUAUUGCCUGGUCAUAAAGCAAAAUUAGGGUGGUGAUUCUUUCCUGGCUGAUUCACACAUGGGACAGGUUUAUCAUUCGUGCACAGAAGGAAGCUACACUAGUCCCUAGUCAGUAUUGUUCUGUGCCAUGAACAGAGCUCCCAUGCAGUGUUGCCUUCCCUGCAAUAGCUCCAGCCGAAGCAGCGGUUCCCCACGCCAGUGCGGAAGGGGUUGUGGAGGCCGAGGCUGAGCAACACUAGACGUGUUCUGUUUGGACACAAGGCUGUGAUAACCCCAGACACAGUGUCUGUUUUUAUACGAUGCUAGGGGUGACGAGCGCCUCUCUUGUGUGACCCAAAUGCAGAGCAGCGCUUUUGCGUUGCCUCAGGGAGUGCCUCCAGGUUUUGUUGCCAUGGUCGGAUACUAGAAGGCCAGCGUCUGCAGACACUCGACGCCUGUCGAGGCAGAGUAAGGCUGACCAUUUGUAGAGUACUUAAAGGCAAUAACCAGGCUGGUACUGCAAGUGAAGGUGGUUGUUGCCCUGUUCGGGAGCCUGAUUCAGGUAGUGCGGCACAUAAAAGAUACCAGGGUGGUGCCUGACAGGCUGCCUCCGAGCGAUGGACACCCGCCAGGGCGACGAGUCGCGGAGGCGGCCCGUCCCCACCCAACCACACCAGCAUCAGCGCUGUUGAUAUAUUAAAAAAAAAAAAAAUAUUUUGAAUUUAAUUGCUUAUAAUUUUGGUUCAAAGUUGUAUGUAAUCGAUGCGACAGAACCUCGUUUUAUUAAAUAUUGUACCUGCCAGUAAAGAUAGAUUGUCAGAAAUAUAUUGGUGCUGGGCCUCAGGCGUUGAGUCAGGCCUAAGUGCAUAUGUUCUUGUAAUUUUGUGCAUCGUAUUUAUUUAGUGAUGUAAAUGAUUUGUACAUUGAAUGUGAAUUGUAUUUUUAGUUUAUAUGGAAGUAUAUAUUGUGUUUAUUGGUUCAAGUCAUCUUGAAAAAAGUGCUAUCAAUAUUUUAUUAUGUUUUAAUACGGAAAGCUUUUAAAGCCAGCGACAGCAAAGGAACCCAAGGAGUCUUGUAAGCCACCCAAGGAGUAACAGGUUAUGAUUGUCUUAAUAGGACAGUGCAAGUUUUAGUUUUAUUUCUUUUUUUUUAUUUCUUUUUAUUUACAUUUUUGUUGGAUCACAAUGACCUGCCCGUGAAGCCAUGGGACGUAGAGCCUCAGCCCCAUGUAGUCCAACCCCCCAUCUAUAAAUGCAAUGUAUCCUGUCAUAUAGCUAAAGCUGCGUGAGGCGAUUCUCCCUUCACUCCAUCGCGAUCGUAUACUUCUAUUAUAAACAGUAACCUGCUUACGACUUUGGUAUAUAUGAUGUGCGGGUUGGUCUCCAGGGGGGGAGGGGCAGUAGUACCCCUCGCCCCGGACAACCCUCCAGCAGAUAUGUUGGUACAAAGCUUCAGUCAAUGUGAUGGUGUAAGUCUGGAAAACUAUGUUGAUGUCCAACGGGCACCUAUAUUGGGGCUGAGGCAUAAAUAGGACUGAAUGUUACAUGGUUAUGGCCCGAAUACGAUUUUAAUUUUACUUUAUUAAUGUGUACAUAAAGUGUAUGAUGUACAGGUGUAAGUUAUUUUGAAGGAUCUAUCAAAGUCUCGGGCAUUUGACAACAACCCAAAGAGCCAAAAAACAUUAAAAAAUGUGUAGUUGAUUCUUGUGUCAUACACAGUUGUCUAGCCUCUCCACAACAAAAAGGAAAAUAAAGAUUAAAUAUUUUUCUAAA